Molecule: messenger RNA, 2660 nt
Organism: Prinia subflava (tawny-flanked prinia)
Lineage: Eukaryota; Metazoa; Chordata; Aves; Passeriformes; Cisticolidae
Gene: SIX3
Product: SIX homeobox 3
Exons: 3
Coding region: 1417-2442 (341 amino acids)
Biological process (GO): eye development; regulation of transcription by RNA polymerase II; brain development
Cellular component (GO): transcription regulator complex; nucleus
Molecular function (GO): DNA-binding transcription factor activity, RNA polymerase II-specific; RNA polymerase II cis-regulatory region sequence-specific DNA binding
Source: RefSeq, a predicted model, not a curated record
AAAAAAAAGCUCAACUAUUCUUUUUUGCACGCAUCUCUUUCUCCGCACAAGACCCUUGCAAGUUGGGGGCAGAAAUUGCGGGAAAAGGAAAAAGGAGAGGUACAGUGUAAAACCUCGGCGGAUUUGGGAGCGAGGAACAACGUCGCAAGGUCUCUGGGCUCUGGAGAAAGGAAGGGGCGAGAGGAGGUGAGGAGAGUGGUAGAAGGAAAGCCAGAACGCAAGAAAAACAAAGUGGAGAGAGGGAAGAGAAGGGAGAAGGAAAGGAAGAAGAGAAGGAGCGGGAGGGCGGGGAAGCGAGGAGCGGGACGGGGGAGGCAGCGAGCGGGCGCCGCCGGGCUCGGUGGCGGAGCCGGAGCGGAUCCGGGCUGCGCGCCCUGGGCGGCUCCCGGCGGAGCGGCCGCGGAACUCCGCGGCGGAGGAAGCCUCCUUCCGCGGAGAGAGGCAGGCAGCGGGAGAGGGGAGGAGAGACUCUUCGGUGAACCAGGGCUAAACGCAGCCUGUACUGUAUGUGCCUGCUUCUGGGAGGGUCACCGGCGUGAGGAUGGGUCUAAUGAUCUCAUCUUUCUUUUCUUCCCCGGCACUAUUAGUGCUCAGAUAGGCAGAAUGAAGUGAAACUACGUGCAAAUCAUGUGUAAAUUGUCUCAGUUAGGAGCCCUUUAUCCGAACGUGUAUCCCAGCCUGGCCCAUUUACUUUUCCCCCAUAUCUCCUUUAGCUUUAACGAGGCUCGUUAAGAUCACAAUAAUAUUCCACCCUCUAAUUGCUCAUCCCAUUCAACAAAUAUGUGCACACUGCUUUUCGCAUUAUUUGAUCCCUUAUUUAGGAGGGGUGUGGAGAAGGAGGGGGGAGAGACAGGGAGAAGGGGAAGUGCUGAGAUUAGGAGUUGCAAAGAUUAAGGAGGAAAAAAAAAAAUCCAAACAACAAACCAGGCUUUUCCACCAACCGCCCAGCUUCCCUCCCCCCCGUGCAUUUGGGCGAAGUGGUAAAAACCUUCCUUACGUACUCCGUAAUGAUUGGCAGGGCUGACAGUGAUUGGCAGAGGCUGCCAUGGCAACGCCACAACGACACUCAGAAGACCAAUAGAAAAGCGAAACAAAAUGUUUCAGCGCUGCACUCACUGUGGAUUUAGGGGAGAUAUUAUGAGGCUGUUGUCAUUAGGGCGAUCGCUGUUGAAUCACUGAAUCCUGACUCGGCGGCGGCGCGGGGCCGGGUGUGUGUGAGUGCGUGUGCGGUGUGUGUGAGCGCGCGUGUGCGUGUGCCCGCGUGUGCGUGUGAGUGUGUGUGUCCCCGUGCCUCUAUGUGGCUGUGUGUGCGUGUGCGGGUGUGGAUGCGUGCGCGGUGCGUGUGCCCUUUCCUCCCUUCUUCCUCCCUUUCUUUCUUUUCUCCUUGAUCUAUCUCCCCCUCUCCCCGGUCAUCCCAUGGUGUUCAGGUCCCCGCUAGAGCUUUAUCCCACCCAUUUCUUCUUGCCAAACUUCGCCGCCGAUCCGCACCACCGCUCCCUCCUUCUCGCCAGCGGCGGCGGCGGCGGCAGCGGCAGCGGCUCGGGCUGCAGCCCCGGUGCCGGCGGCGGUGGAGGCGGCAGCUCCCGGGCACCCCACGAAGAGUUGUCAAUGUUUCAGCUGCCCACACUCAACUUCUCCCCGGAGCAAGUGGCCAGCGUCUGCGAGACGCUGGAGGAGACUGGAGACAUAGAAAGGCUGGGGAGGUUCCUCUGGUCGCUGCCGGUGGCGCCGGGGGCAUGCGAGGCCAUCAACAAGCACGAGUCCAUCCUCCGCGCCCGGGCGGUGGUGGCCUUCCACACGGGCAACUUCCGAGACCUCUACCACAUCCUGGAGAACCACAAAUUCACCAAGGAGUCCCACGGCAAGUUGCAGGCCAUGUGGCUAGAAGCGCACUACCAGGAGGCCGAGAAGCUAAGGGGUCGCCCGCUGGGGCCGGUUGAUAAAUACAGGGUGAGGAAGAAGUUUCCGCUGCCCAGGACCAUUUGGGAUGGCGAGCAGAAGACGCACUGCUUCAAGGAGAGGACUCGCAGCCUCCUGAGGGAGUGGUACCUGCAGGACCCUUACCCCAACCCCAGCAAGAAAAGGGAACUGGCUCAGGCCACGGGGCUCACCCCCACGCAAGUAGGCAACUGGUUCAAAAACCGAAGGCAAAGAGACAGAGCGGCGGCGGCUAAAAACAGGCUCCAGCACCAGGCGAUAGGACAGAGCGGCAUGCGGUCGCUGGCAGAGCCCGGCUGCCCGACACACAGCUCGGCCGAGUCUCCGUCCACGGCGGCCAGCCCGACCACCAGCGUCUCCAGUUUGACAGAAAGAGCCGAGACGGGCACCUCCAUCCUCUCGGACAAGCACGAUUUCUCCUUUGCGCUUUUCCAUGGACGCAUUUCACCCACUUGCAUGAUGAUGAUGAUUAAAUUUGUAUCUGGGAAAAAAUAUUCUCUAUAGUAAAGGAAAACAAACAGAAACCAGACAAACAAAUGCAAACUCCGAUCGAAUUUGUACAAAAAUCAAAAAUAAAAAAAAAUUUAAAAGGAACUCCUUGAAUAGGGAAAUAACAAAUGUUUAUCGCCUUUUUGUUGGUCCUAUUUCUCUCUCUUUCUCUCUUCCUCUCUCUUUCUCUCUCUUUUUUUUUUUUUUUCUUUUGGUGGUUUUUUUUUUUUGGU